Molecule: messenger RNA, 2439 nt
Organism: Setaria italica (foxtail millet)
Lineage: Eukaryota; Viridiplantae; Streptophyta; Magnoliopsida; Poales; Poaceae
Product: MAPK kinase substrate protein At1g80180
Exons: 2
Coding region: 108-479 (123 amino acids)
Source: RefSeq, a predicted model, not a curated record
UGUUUCUUAUUUAGCCACGGCCAUACCAUUCUCUCCCUCCUCCAUUGCACACCAUACAAACAAGCACAUUCAUUCACAGACCAAACCAACCACAGAGGUGAGUAAGCAUGGCAGGGCUGCAGCGAUCUUCGCAAACAUUCAGGAGGUCCGGCUCAUCAGGCUUGGUUUGGGAUGAGAGGCUCAUGUCUUCACAGGACGACGGCAACCAGGUGGAGCCAGAGGAUGGAGCCAUGGAGUUCAAGGAGCUCAGGCACUCCCGCAGCGUUGGCUCAGCUGGGCUGCAGCGCAGGCGCGACGAUGGCGAGGAGCGCAGGCGGCGCAGCGACGACGGCAACCAGGGGUUCCAUACCCGGCGUGUAGCCCCAGCUCUGGACCCGCCUUCGCCCAAGGUUCCUGGCUGCAUCUUCUGUGGGAUCUUCAGGAAGGCUGGAGCUUCACAGCCAUCCAAGCCCAGAAGAAGACUUGACAUGAACUACUAGAAGAGUAUGGGCACAGGACUGAAGUGUAUGAAUGGAGAAUUCCCACUAUCAAAGCUAUCAAUUAGUGGUUUCCAGGUGGACAGGUUGGUCUGAUGCACUUUGCCUCUGGUUGUCGGAGAGACGGACCGUAUCCUAGUAUAUGAUUUUUUGUGUGGCGUUUGUUUUCUGAUGAUGAUAACCAAAUAUGUUUGCUUAUAGGGCUCUUUUUUGGGAAACCUUGGAAUAGCUAAUCAGUCAAGUACAUUAAUCACCUACGGCAGAGGAAAACUAAAUGGUUGGUGUUUUCCAUAAUCCAUAGUAAGCACAAUCAGAUGGUAAUUGUAAACAUAUUAUGUGAGUCAAAUAGAAAUAGUAAGCACAAUUAGAUGGUAAUUGCAUGUUGACCAAAUAGAAAUAAGAUUAUCAAGUCGCGUACAAUUAGUACUUCCUCCGUUUCAAAUUAUAGGUCGUUUUGGCUUUUCUAGAUGCAUAGAUAUUACUAUGCAUCUAGACAUAAGAUAUGUCUAAGUAUAUAACAAAGUCUAUAAAUUUAAUAAAGCUAAAAUGACCUAUAAUUUGAGGCGGAGGAGUAGUCCAUUGUCUUUUGUAAGGUCCCUGUCACUAUAUCCUCUUUCGGAUCAUGUAACAACGGAGCUCCGUAACCAGCUUGUUGACCUUCCUGCAUAUUCUCGAGUUUUCUGGUACUUAAUGUGGUCACUAUCAGUGAGCCCAUUGCUUGAAAGGCCAAGUAGGAUAUCCACAAAUCCAUUUUUUUUCUUGUAUAUACGUUUUAAGUUUUUAUUUUCUUGCGCUUUAAGUUUCUUUGCCGCAGUGUGUCCCAUUUUACCUAUGUGUUUUCAUUUUUCUAUCAAUUUUUUCAUUGUGCACUAUUGUUGCAAUAUUGCCACUUUUCUUUCAGUUAGAAACUGAAGAAAGGCUUGUGGUAUAUGCUUUUCCAUUAUCUAAAAAAUGUGACUCACCACGGACAUUUUGUUUAACCCUUCAACAGUUAUCAUGUUUGAGUUCCUGCCAAGCAGAUUUGCUUUCAGUGCUGGAUCUUCUACUGCCCUUGCCCUGUUUCUGAAAAGGGCUGCUAGUUUCCGUUUAGAAUUGCAUCGAAAUUUUGUUUGCCUGAUUGUUUACAACACGACAUUGACUUGAAGUAGUAUGAAGUGAAGAACCUCACAAAUUUAGGGUCCAGAAGAAAAAAAAUCACCCUUGAAAAAUUUUGAAUACCCACACCAUAAAUCCUGGGCCCGCCCCUGCUGACUUCAAUGGACUGUCAGCUAUACAACUUUGUCUUUACAUACAGAGUUAGUACCUGAAUGAAGCUGCAGGGUUUUGGAAUCUCUAUACUCCUGCUUGUUAGCUUGUAUGUUAAUGAAGCAGUACAAAUAUGUGCUAAAAUGGUUGGCGUCUUUUUGGAUGGAAUGCUGAAAUGGCAUUGAGGAUUCGGGCAUAAAUGGAUUCAUGGCUACAAUGGCACUGUACUUGGACCAUUAUUCAUUUGGCAGACAAUUAAAAGGGAAAAGUAAGCAGGGUCCGCACUUCAGGAAUAAGUUGCUUUCACAUGAUUAAGACAAGGAUCUUCCAACGAACUGGGUGAAGGCUGCCAUUAGUAGCAAGCAACUCAGGAGCAUAACCUAAUUGUUAUUUGGAUGUAAAUGAACAUGUGUUAAGUAAUGCAGGGGCACUCUUUACUCUGAUUCAGACGAUCAGUGUGGCUGAUGCUGUGGGGUUCCACAUGUUUCUUAAUUCCUUCCAGGAAGGAACCAUCGAUGCUGGUAAUGGUGCACGUGGUCGCAAUGGUGUCAGUAGAUUAUUCCAUUUCUUAUUCUUUUUGAGAGGAAAAAUACGGAGUAUUAUUUAGCAUAAUCCAUCACCAUGCUCAAGAUUGGUGUCUCGAGGAAUCAUCAAUGGUGUAAAAUGCCCCCCCCCCCGGGACCCACACACUCUCACACACACAAAAGCUAUACCAUAG